Gorilla gorilla gorilla (western lowland gorilla) is the source of this 261-nucleotide messenger RNA. RefSeq names its product calmodulin-2-like. Gene Ontology annotation, cellular component: myosin II complex. The record is from RefSeq and is a predicted model, not a curated record. The transcript has a single exon. Lineage: Eukaryota; Metazoa; Chordata; Mammalia; Primates; Hominidae. Bases 1 to 261 code for a protein of 86 amino acids. Gene Ontology annotation, molecular function: calcium ion binding.
AUGAUUAAUGAAGUAGAUGCUGAUGGUAAUAGAACGGACUCUCCUGAAUUUCUGACAAUGAUGGCAAGAAAAAUGAAAGACACACAAAGUGAAGAAGAAAUUAGAGAAGCAUUCCUUGUGUUUGAUAAGGAUGGCAAUGGCUAUAUCAGUGCAGCAGAACUUUGCCAUGUGAUGACAAACCCCAGAGAGAAGCUAACAGAUGACAAAGUUGAUGAAAUGAUCAGGGAAACAGGUAUUGAUGGUGAUGGUCAGGUAAACUAG